GGAAGCAGGAUAGAGAUCCACUUGGGGAUGGAACAUUACAAUUUUACUUUUUUACAUCUUAUUUUCACAAUGUCUCAUUUCUGUUAGUGAGAAUUUGAGAACAAGAAGAAGAAGAAGAAGAAAAAAAGAAGAAGAGACUCCGCAGGCAUCAUCCCCCUGUGACCGCCCACAGCUCCAAGGGGGAGAAAGGGGGAGAAAGUGCUGCUUUGUGAAUGACGGGAGCGGCGGACGACAGGAAACUAACUUUACCGAAUGAUAAUCUCAACCUGAGACGUUUUUAGUCUCAGCUGAAAAGUUCGGACAGCUCUACUGUCGGUGGCGAAGGGACCGGAAGCGGGGAAACUCGAAUCACCAUGAUGCUCAUCACUCUGGUCUUUCAUCUCUGCUUACUGGUGGUGGUUCAUGGUGACCCCUGCCUCAUCAUCAGCGAGAUCAACGCUGACAAUCCAAAACUGGACAUGACUGAGUUUGUGGAGCUCUACCACACCAGUGGACAGCGAGCCUCUUUAGACGGCUACACGCUCGUCUUCUAUAAUGGCAAUGGGAAUAUCGCCUACAAGGUUCUGGACCUGAAGGGCCACAGUACAGAUGACAGGGGCUUCUUCCUGGUGGGCUCUAUGGACAUGCUGCCCAAACCCGCCAUCCCCCUGCCUCCAAACACAGUCCAGAAUGGACCGGAUGCCAUUGUCCUCUACCACACAUCCGCUGCCCGUUACAGUGAGAAAAUGAACGUCACGUCUAUUGGGUUGGUGGAUGCAGUCGUCUACAUGACUCGCAGAACCGGAGGAGCAGAGUUCCUGGCUGAGAUCCUUACCCCCGGGGAGCAGGCCUUUGUUGAAGACGAAGCGGCGCUCGAGGGGGACGAGUCAAUUGAGAGGUGUUUGCUCUCUGAAGAUCAGUGGGGCUUUCAGGUGUCCUCGCCCUCCCCAGGUCAGAGGAACAACUGCACCCCACCUGCCGCCCCAUCUAGCAUUCCUUUCAUCACUGAACUUAAGCUGGGUGGAGGACAGGUGGAUGGCUUUGUUGAGCUGACAGAGGCUCCAGCCGCGGGUCCAUUGGUGUUGGUGGUUCUGGAUGGAAAAACAGACCGAGUCAGUGUCAGAGUUGAAGUGGACCCCUCCAGAAAUGGCCUAAACUAUGUGAUCAUAGAGAAGAAAUACAUGAAAGGAGACGAGUCUGGUGCAGUGGCUGUUUACAGCGGCAGAGCUACAGACUUCCCGGUGGGAAGUCCGCUGAGCCAGCUCCAGCCUCUGGAUGCAUUUGUGUUUGCUGGACCUGGAAAUAAGCCAAGCGCCAACCUCACAGAGAUGCUCAUCCCCGGCAGGCAGCCGUACCAGCUAAGCAACAAUUUGCGAGAGGGCGGCUUCUAUCUCAGUCGCUGUGGUGUGGCCACCUGGACCAGAGAUCCUGGGAUCUUCUGGGAGGCCCCACAAACUCCUGGGCUGCCCAAUCAGUGCCCCUGGCCAAAGAUCUGUCCACACAGCGCUGUGAUUCCAGGAGGUACCGAUUCUCCACUUCACCUCCCUCCCUGGGGUAACAGUGACUUCCUGAUCAAUGAGCUGAACACGGACACGCCCGGAGCAGCUGAGGACGGGGAGUACAUUGAGCUUUGGCACCCAUCGGGGCGCAGAGUCUCCUUGCAGGGCAUCUGGAUCCUCCUUUUCAGUGCACACAACAACAAGCCUUAUCGAGAGAUCAGCCUGAGCGGGCACUUCACCACCGCUAAAGGUUAUUUCCUACUGGGGAGUGACAGGUUGGUACCGGCCCCGUCACUCCGCCUGCCUCCCAACACCAUCCAGAAUGGACCGGAUGCUGUGGCGCUCUACCGCAGCCCCUUCGGACAGCCGUCGGCUACGCAGCGGGGAAUUCCCACUAAAGGCCUGCUAGAUGCUGUGGUGUACCGACAGAGGGGGUCGGACCGCGAGGCGCAGGAGCUGAGUAAAGCUCUGACUCCAGGACAGCUGCCACUGCUGGAAGAUCCGGAUGUUCUGCCUGGAGAUGAGACCCUGAGCCGCUGUAGGGGCCUGUACCCCUACGACCUGUCUGCUUUUUCUGUAGCUCCACCUACCCCUCUGCGGGAAAACAGCUGUCCCCGUCCUCCUCCAGCACCUGAAGGGGUUGUCAUCAGUGAGGUGGCUAGUGGCUACUGGACCAACCACAGCCAGCAGAGAGCGUUUGUGGAGUUACAGGGCCCGCCCAUGACUGACCUCCGGGGCCUGGUACUUUCUGUGUUUGACCAGGAGCGUGGUGGGACUGUCGUAGCUCUCCCACUAAAGGGUUAUGUCAAUCAGGAUGGGUUUUACAUGGUUGGAAAUGUCACAGGAGCAGACCAGGCCUUCCCUGAAGGCUCCACGGUGCCGGCUAGAGGAGCAGUGGUCCUGUGCUACGACCUGUUCAGCGUCUGCAGAGCCGGUACUGCUCUGACCAACUCCAGCCUCAGAGAUGUGCUGGUGUUCAGUGAAAACCAGCGGCUGCUUUCCUCUCUGUCCACCACCAGGGGGAGACAAGUGAUGCCAUCUCUCAGGUUGGUGCAGGAUGGAGCGCUCUCACUCAGCCGGUGUUUGUGCUGUGAGGUCAGGAGUCUGUCCGCAUGGACGAGCUCAUCUCCAACUCCUCACAGCACCAACCUGUGUCCAAGCUCCGCCUUCUCCAGCCAGAUCGAUCUGUGUGUCAGGCUGCCAUCUGAAGACCAGCAGGGGGAGCUAGAAGAGUGCAGUAGUCUAACUCGACCACUGCAUGGAAAGAAGGUAGCGGAGGUGGCGGGCUACUUGGAGCAGACAUGUAAAUGUGGCCUCUCUGCGUUGUAUCUACAAGGAGCAAACUUCUCUUGUUACUCCGGAUGGCUGCGGGUUCGGGGGAACAUCCAGGCGUUGUCGGACCGUCAGAAGGCCCUCAUCAUCCAGAUGUCCAACAUGCGUCCAUCAGAGACAGAGGCCUGCUCUUUUCCAACAACUGGACGUUACUCAGGCACAGCCUCUGCUCUGGGGUUACAGGUCGGCCUCAUCAUCAUGGUGCUCCUGCUACUGGGGCUAGGAGCUGCUUUGUUCACAAAUCUCUACAGGAGGAGGCGUCCUCUAGACUAUUACACCAUGGAGCUGAGUGAACACGCAGAGGGACUGUCCGAUCUAUAAUCAAGGCCCCAUGUUAUCAUCUGGAGGAACCUGUGUGAGAAAAACCUGAGAUGUGUGAUCAGAAGCACAUUUGACCAGUGACCAUGCAGCUGCUCCGACAUAAAAGUGACUUUUCGUUUCCUCAGAGGAUCACUGGUAAAAAGUUGUUUAAUCGUUUGUGAACAGUGCGGAUGGAUGCAGCGUGUUACUGUUCUGGCUACAGGGCAUCAAUUUUGGAUCGUGACAUCAUGAUUUCCAAGGAUCGGUGUCCAAUGUUUUGCAUGUGAACACUUCUAGUUAUUAUUAGUCAGGGGAAAAACAAAAGAAGGUUUUUUUUUAAUACUUGAGUCCUAAAUACUCAUUUAGUUGACUUGUUAAUGCUGUUUUGGGAUGAGUUUGAGUUUGCAGCAGGUAUUGUUGGGUUUUAACAUCAAGAUAACAUAUUUUCUCUAAAAAAAAUCUGUUGUGCUUUAUUUUCCUGCUUUUCCUGUUUAGACUGCGGUGACUCUCAUGUGUUUGACCAUCCGUUAAAUGUGAAAGUCUAACUCGUGCGCUUGUAACCACUUCUGUGUGCUUUCUUAAAGCAACCUGUUUACGAUUCCCUAAUGAAAGAUAGGAAGAAGCUAAUAUGGCUAGGCUGAUGAAGUGGUGUUUUCCUAAAUGAAGAGUGUGUGUAUUUUUGUGGAGGUGAAAGGUUGUUUUUAUUUUAGUGUGUUUUAGCGGCUCAGAGCCUCACCUGUGCCUUUUACCUGUGCUACCUUGUCACUUACAGCAUGGACAAUAAAGCCAGAACAUGUUGUUUUCUCAGUCAGUUGCACCAAAAUAUCAAUGUGUCUGCAUAAAUGGCCUCAAUGAAAAUGUGUUUCCUUCCUGUACUUUUCUCUUUUCACUCCAUUCUAAUCUCAAUGUCAUCAAGCAGACGUAACCAUGUGAAAUCCCAUUAAUUGGACUUCUUAAAUCCACUGGAAAUCCAGACAAAUUGGUCCUUUUCUGGCAUUUGUGAUGAACUAUAUUUUACCUUGACUUAAAAUAAAGGUUUUAAUGUGA
Molecule: messenger RNA, 4157 nt
Organism: Nothobranchius furzeri (turquoise killifish)
Lineage: Eukaryota; Metazoa; Chordata; Actinopteri; Cyprinodontiformes; Nothobranchiidae
Source: RefSeq, a predicted model, not a curated record